Messenger RNA from Gadus chalcogrammus (walleye pollock), 691 nucleotides. RefSeq lists its product as uncharacterized. The record is from RefSeq and is a predicted model, not a curated record. The transcript is spliced from 10 exons. Gene Ontology annotation, molecular function: cysteine-type peptidase activity. Gene Ontology annotation, biological process: proteolysis. Lineage: Eukaryota; Metazoa; Chordata; Actinopteri; Gadiformes; Gadidae. The coding region runs from base 23 to 691 and encodes 222 amino acids.
CUUAGAGGCCGGUUUCUACCUGAUGUGCCUACCUACCAUGUCCUCUAGGGAGAACAGCUGGGAAUUCACUGUGCAGAGGGCUGCAGUUUGGUGCCUGGUGUUCCACAUCCCAACGGUUUGGUACUUCUAUGAGCUCCAGGAGACCAUAUGCACGCUGAAAGAGGAGAACCUCCACCUCCAACACCGGCUGGAGAACAUCUCAUGGGUCAUCAGGGACCUGAAACACCUCCUCCUGGACCACUUUAAAGGCUUUCCACGGCAAAAGUACGGCAUCGACAGUGGCAUCUUCAUGUUGAUGUAUGCCCUUUACAAAGUGAUGGAGGCACCCUCUGACUUCACUGUUACUGAUAUGCCGGCAUUGAGAAAAUGGUGGUGUAUCAUGCUGAUCGAAAACCUUGGAAGCCAUGGGAAACUCUUUGUCCACUGGACCGACGCAUCUAAGGCUCUUCUUCGGGGUGAGGUGCCACCAGUUUUCAAACUGAAGAAGAGGAGGCAAGAUGACAUUCAUGAGGGGCCAAUUGACAACAUCGUGGCUGGAGUUGCCUGUCUGGCGUCAGAAUGCAGGUUUGCUCAGGGGGAAAUGGAAGACAUGGAGGUCUUCCUUAACAUGGCAGCUGAGGAGGAUCUUCGAGUCAACGCCAUGUUCCUGGUUCGCUGGGUGGAAACUCAUUGCCAGUAUUACACAGAGUAG